AUGGCUCGUGCAAAUCCAAACUCAACGUCAACAAUCAAGAAACCAUAUCAUAAUCUAUUUGAUAUGAUUGACGAAACAAAUGAUGGACUUCAAUUCUCCAAAGACACAUUAAAUCAAUACUUUCUUUCUGGUCAAUUACCAUCAAUCACCUAUACAGAAGAAUUUGUUGAUGAUACUGUUCUCCAUGCUUUCGAGCACAAUGAACUGAUCGAACAAGAACAAGAUGACCAAGACGAUGAUGAAACAAUUUUAUCACAAAAACUAAGUCAAUUAUCGACCACCGGUCAUGCUGAAGUCUAUCCAUCAGCGACCAUGGACAAAAAACGUCGUUCCAGUUCUCGACCUAGUCCAGCUGUCUGUUCUAAGCGAAUGAAAAUAUCUGAUUAUAAUGCUGACGACGACGACGAUGAUGAUAGUUUGAAUGUCGAUGAUAUCCAACAAAAUCACAUACCAAAUUAUUUAUCUAUGAAUAGUACCAUAUUUGUUCGACUCUGUAAAAAUCUAUUAAAAACAGUUCCAACAAUGACGAUGAAUGAUCUACAACAAUUGGCUUUACUCAUGCAUCAAAUUGCCGCUCUUCGUAUUAAGGAAGAGAUGAGCCAUAUCUACUUGAAAUCCGUCACCGGCACAUUAACAGAACCAGAAUGUGAUUUAAUCGAAGUUGAUCGACGUGUUUGGCCCAUGCAAGUGCAAGCACUUGUCUUAUCCAAACGUCCAUUCAGCAGCGUAGCAACAACUGAAAUGAAUCAAGCUGAACAACAAACUACUUGUGAACGUUUACUUCAAGAUCGUAUACUUGAAUUGAAUGAACACAUGCAACAAUAUCAACAACAAUUGAAUGAAAAGAAAAAAUCAUUCAAAGGAUUUACAUCGAUGAUGGACGAAACUCUACAACACUAUGUCCAAGAAUAUGGAGUUCAACCACUCCAAGUCAAAUAUGAAAUGAGAAAAUCCAUCGUCACCCAUGAUUUCGAAUCUGAAAUACUCGAACGUAAAUAUUUACAAGAAAAUCCCAAUGAAUAUCAAUUGGAAAUUGCAAAACAUCUUCUCGAAUUAAGACGAGACGUCGAAAAAUCCAAACGGGCCUUAUUAGAAUUAAAACAAGGUGUCUUCUUCAAUAAAUCAUCCUUAUCUUUUCAAUCUAUUCAGGCAUCCAUAUCAACAUCAAUGGAUACGACGAUGAACAAUAAUAAAAUGCCACCAUCAUUAUUAAAUACCGAUGAAAAACGUCUCCGAUAUCAGAAACUUGAUUUAUUAGCUAUACAUAUACCAGAAGCUGAAUUAACCUAUUAUCGAUUUCAACAUCUAUUUGAUGUGGAGUUGGCACGCAUGUGGCAAAAUCAUCGUACCUUAGUUAAAAAUCAAGGAAUGACCACGGCACUUACUCAUUUACUGGAACAACGUCUCACACAAAUGACCAAUCGAUGGCGUGAUAUUUUCAAUUACAGAAUUGACUAUUUUCUACGAUAUUCUUAUGAUGAAUUAGAUUAUCUCAACAACAAUCAUGGACAUGAACAAACCAUGAAAAUUACGACCGCAUCAUCGGCUCUCAUUCUCGAUACCACUCAUCCAUUCACUCAUGAACAAUUACAAUUAUUAAGUCGUGGUCCCAGUUAUGUACCACCCUGUUUAAUGUAUGUUUUAUUUUCAAAUGAAUCCAUCGAUGAUAUUGUCAAGAAACAAUUUGCACCAUUCAAUCAUCAAUUAAUGACUCUUUUGGAAAAGCAUAAAAUUAAUCUAGCCGUACGAAUGGAAAUUCAAGAUACAAUUUUUAAAGAAUUUAAAAAUUGCUUUUCUAAAUCAAUACCAUCCAGCCUUUCACAACGUGCUCUCUACGAAAAGAGUUUAAUUCAAUCGAUUCAUAGUGCUUUCAAGAAACAUCAUCUUAUAUUACGACGAACGGCUGAUAAUAUGAACACGUUCUAUAUAGGCAAUCGACAAGAUUUCGAAGCUAAAGCGGAUCAAUAUUUAACAAGAUCAGAAGAUUAUCGUGUUCUCAUCAAUAUCAAUGCUGAAAAUAAUGAUAAACCAUUGGAUGUUGCAUUAAAAGAUAUGAUUGAUUCGAUGAAUACUUUAGUGGAACAAUUAAAAACACAUAAAGCCAUCAAAGAUGAUUUAUACAAACGAUUCAUUGCUGAUGUCACAAAAACGAAACUACCUUAUUUAUAUUUCUUACCGAAUAUAUCCAAAGAGAGUGGCAUUUCUCUAGUACCCAUCAUUACAUCUCAUCAAAGUGCGACGUGGAAAAUCGCCAAAUAUUUAAAUCAAUUAUUACAACCCUUUGUCGAUAAAAUUUUACAUUCAACUACAUUUGCCGAUGAAACGGAUUUUAUUCGAAAAUUCUAUCAUUAUGCCAAUACAGAACGUCGUCUUCGUCCAACAACACUCUUUUGUUCGAUUAAAAUAACCAACUUUUAUGCGUUAGAUGAACAUCAACAUAUGAUCGAUGUCAUUGGUUAUUGUUUACAAGAUAACUUAGUUACAAACAGACUUGAACCAUUAAGCAUUCAAACAAUUCGAAAUCUAUUAUAUUUAUUUCUUUAUAAUAAUAUUUUUCGUUACAAAGAUAACAUAUAUGCAUUUACCAAAGGCGGUCCAAAUACAAUGCCUUUAACAACAACAUUGUCAAAUAUUUAUUUAUUUGUAUGGCAAAAGAAACUAUUGAAAGAAAUCGAUCAAAAUAUUGAAUUUUUUGGAAGACAUAAUGAUCAACUAUUUUUUACAUGGAAUAAAUCCAAUGCUCUUCAACUUGAAACAUUUCUACAAGAUAUUCGAGAAAAACAUUUGAAUGUACGUUUUCAAAAAUUAAUUGGUUCAAGUGUUCAAUUUAUGAAUGCAUAUCUCGAAAAUCGACAAGGACAAUUAUACAGUCGAGUUCAUUAUGAUCCCAAUAUUCCACGUUAUACAUUACCAUAUGUUAUCGGUCAUUCGAAAUCAGCUUAUAGUGAUUGGCUCCAAUCAGCUUUAAUUCGUGCUGUUUGUUAUUGUACAUCUGUGGAAGAUUUUCAACAAGAACGAACUUAUUUGGAAUUAACACUUCUUAUUAAUGGCUAUUCAUUAUUAUUUGUUGAAACUCAUGUUAAACAUUUCUUUAAUCAUUUUCAUGCUCAAACAUUACGAUUUUCAAGAAGUCAAAGUGCCUAUGAUAAUUUUCGUCAACAAUGGUUUACGUUUGUUGAACAACGACAAGAACUUACACAAGAACUUCGAAAAUUCGAUCAAAAUGAUCGUUUAAUUCAAUUCAAUUAUAUUCAUGACUUUGGACCACGAUGUAGAUUCAAUCGAGAAUUUUAUCAACUUUGGUUUCAUUAUUUUCAACAACAUCCAAAACUAUCCCAAGAAAAGUGCAAAAUUAUUUUACAAGCUAAACAUUUUCAUUCAUUGAAUAGUCUCUUAGCAAUGGAACCACCAUCACCUCCAGUUCAACAAUGA
Messenger RNA from Rotaria sp. Silwood1, 3432 nucleotides. The record is from the annotation of a GenBank genome assembly. NCBI's taxonomy places the organism in Eukaryota, Metazoa, Rotifera, Eurotatoria, Philodinida, Philodinidae.